UUCGAUGCAAGUAUUAUAGCAUCAACUUUGUUAUUGGACCUUCUUGAAGAAACACUUAUCGUAAAGAUGGCCUCGUGCUUAGUCUACAUUGGCAGAAUCCUUUUCUUCGUCUUGGUAGGUCUCCAGGCCUACUCGCUGGCUUCGUAUCCUGCAGAAUACAAACACAAAGUUAGUUUCUAUGGAUUGGUCGCCCUUUACAGUCCUGCAAUUGGUUUAUGGCUUUACAUCAUGUGCGACGACAAGAAAUUACAGUGGUUAUUUGCUGUCUGGGUGUGCUAUAUCGUUGGGUUUGUAGUCUUCGUUGGGAUUAUAUUUGGAGGCGACGAACCGAUUGAAGAUAUCCUUGACAAAGCUAAAUUCUUCGGUCCAAACAUUCUAAAGACGACACUUUGCCUUGCCCCAUUGAUUCUGUUGUUGCUCUUAAGUACGGGAACGGAUUCCACCGUUUAUCGAGACCUGAUCUGGCAGUUGUCUCUCCGAAUGGCGUUGGAUCUCUUCGAUGGAGUAGAAAUGCUGGAUGUCAUUAUUGAAGAGAAUGAAUUCAGCCAUGGCGUUCCUAAAGGCUUUGAAAAAGCAAUGCUUGCAUUCGUCUGUAUCAGCUUUCUGCUAUCUCCAUUACAACUGGUCGAGAUAAAGAUAAGAAGUUCCGGACGGUGGAAAAUCCGUAGAUGGGCAACAGGUUUGCGCACAACCUUACAAAUUGUCUGUGUUAAUUGCGUAUUUUUGGGGCUCCGCAUGUAUCUAUGGCGGGGCUACGGUAAAGAUGCAUCCAUUUUUAUUGCUAAAAAUGCUAUUGUCAUUUGCCUUGGUCUCUUUGAGAUAUGUUCAAUCUGCGAGUGUUGUGGUUGUGACGAUUACUAA
Pocillopora verrucosa is the source of this 861-nucleotide messenger RNA. RefSeq lists its product as uncharacterized. NCBI's taxonomy places the organism in Eukaryota, Metazoa, Cnidaria, Anthozoa, Scleractinia, Pocilloporidae. The record is from RefSeq and is a predicted model, not a curated record.